Molecule: messenger RNA, 901 nt
Organism: Malaya genurostris
Lineage: Eukaryota; Metazoa; Arthropoda; Insecta; Diptera; Culicidae
Product: FAD synthase-like
Exons: 4
Coding region: 195-851 (218 amino acids)
Biological process (GO): FAD biosynthetic process
Molecular function (GO): FMN adenylyltransferase activity
Source: RefSeq, a predicted model, not a curated record
UGUUUAUGUUUACAUGCUUGAAUCCCGGCGCGCCAUACUUAAUUUCGUGAGAAAAUUACCAACACAACCAAAACUGUCUUAUCACGCCACCAGUGUAUUUUACGUCGUGGGUUCACUCUGCAUAGAGACGUCAAAUUGCUCAAUAGUUUGUUCCUAUGCCGUUCGUCUGAAUAGUGAUUGUUUGUGUUCUUGUUAUGGAUCUAAAAAAUGAGUUCCACUAUAAAUUACAACAAUCCAUCGAGCUGUUACAGCAUGUUUUUUUGAAUUACGAGGAGGAUGAAAUAUUCCUUUCUUUCAACGGUGGUAAAGACUGCACGGUACUGCUAGAUGUAGUAAAAAGAUUGCUUCCCAGUCACUUAAACUACGAGUUAAGUCUUCGAUGUAUAUAUGUACAACCAGUCGAUCCGUUUGAAGAAAUAGAAGAGUUCGUAGAUCAUUGCAAAAAUCAUUAUAAUAUAAAUAUAGAAACUAUGAGAGGAGGAAUUAAGUCAGUUUUGGAAAGAAUAUGUCAGGAAAAUCCUCGCAUGAAGUCCUGUUUGAUGGGAUCUCGAAGGUCGGAUCCAUAUUGUGAACUUUUGAAGCCGAUACAGGAAACUGAUCCAGAUUGGCCCCUUAUAAUGCGGAUUAAUCCAUUGCUCGAUUGGUCUUGCGCUGAAGUGUGGGAUUACAUUAGAGAAAAUAACGUACCCUAUUGUUGCUUGUACGAUAGAGGAUAUACAUCUAUCGGUGAUAAAUCCAACACUAUCCCGAAUCCGCAUCUGAAAAGAAUUGGUGAAUGUGGAGAAUAUACAUACUUACCAGCGUAUCAAUUACAAGAAGCAGAUAAAUAUGAAAGAGCAGGACGAAUGUAGACUUUUGGGGUUUUUUAAUCGUUUUUAUAAAUAAAUUUUAUUUCUGCUUA